AUCGGUCAGCUGGGUUGGUGGAGAAAAUCCAGGUCGUGGUGGAAAUUUGUUUUGUUUGAAGUUUUGAUGUUGUGAUUAGUGAGUUUUGUUUUCGAUUUGUCUGAAAAACUAGUUGUAACAAGUUUGCGUCAAGUUUCCAUUGGGAGGCCAUCGGCAUCGUGUACUGAUUCUGCAUCGACGCAGUUAAGAAAGAAUUGCUCGAGUGAUUAAAAGUUAGUUCCAAGCCGGACGUGGCACAGUGAGGAGGAAUAUAGUUCCAGAUAAGAAGAACCAGUGAAAAAGGGUCGAAUUUUUACAAAAAAAAAGUGCUUGUGAUUAUCCAGCUGGGAUAGUGAUUGAACAGUCGUCGUCGUUUGAUCUACGAGGAAUAACAAGGAGUUCCAACGAUGCUGUCCGAGGUGGACGAACUACCUUCGAUCCAGCUGGGCGAUUAUUUGCUCAGGUUCGAGCUCGAAGAUCUGACCCCGUUUGGAAAGGAAGUUGCUCUCAAUGAGCUACGAGAAACGCCCGAAAUUAAGGAGCAAGCCGUCGCCGAACUGAAGGCCAUGUUUGAGGGCGUUGAAGAUCUGGUGGUCCCCCUGGACAAUGACGACUGGAUGGUUCGAUUCCUGCGACCGUGCAAAUUCUACCCCAAGAGCGCCUUUGAACUUAUUCAACGCUACUACCAGUUCAAGGUCAAACACGCCGACAUGUACCUGGACCUGAGUCCCUCUCGGGAGGCGAACAUUUUCAAGCAGAACAUCCUGGCCGUAUUCCCCAAUCGAGAUCAGCUCGGCCGUCGCAUUCUUCUGCUUGAGCUGGGCAAACACUGGCGCCACAAGGAGGUCAGCCUGGACGAGGUCUACAAAGGUUGCGUGCUGUUCCUGGAAGCGGCCAUGCUCGAACCGGAAACCCAAGUUCACGGCGCCGUCGUAAUCUUCGACAUGGACGGCCUCACGAUGCAGCAAGCUUGGCAGUUUACGCCACCCUUUGCCAAGCGGAUCGUCGACUGGCUCCAGGACGCUGUCCCGCUCCGGAUCAAGGGAAUCCACAUCAUCAACCAGCCGAAAAUAUUCAACAUCGUGUUUGCCCUGUUCAAGCCAAUUCUGCGCGAGAAGCUGCGCAACCGAAUCGUUUUUCACGGCACGGACCGCGAAUCGCUCUACAAGCACAUUUCGCAAGAGUGCCUUCCGCCGUGCUACGGUGGAACCGUUGACGCCCCCCGAGUUCAGGGAGAACAAUGGUACGAACUGCUCAUCAAGUGUGACGAUGAGUACACCGCGAUCAACAAGUACGGCUACCUGAAGCAGAUGGACGAAAUUAGAAUCAAGAAGAGCAAGAAAAAGUGAGAAAAUCCACCUAGAAUCAAAUGAGGGAACACAAACACAAAAAAAACAGUAACGGAAAUGUGAUCAAAAAACCAGACUAAAUUGAUCGAGACCUAAGUUAUCAAGUAACAAACACACACAAAAAACACACUAGCUUUAUUGUUUUAAUACAUCGUAAUUUUAGUGGAGCUCAGCCAUUCCUACUACUUAAAAAACAAUCAAAAUAUCUCACCGCGCAGAAUGUUAGUUUUGUAGUAUUUAUAUUUAUUAACAUUCUGUACAUGCCAGAAGAACAAUGGAAAAAGACAACUCUCUGUUGGUAUAAAGUGCUUAAUCGUAAUCGGAGAAUAAGGUUAAGGUUUUCUAGUUUGUAGCGUGUAAAUAAUCAACUUUAUAUUCCAGAGAAAUUAACGCGUUCGAAACUGUUCAAAUCAUAGGUAGAAUGUUUUAGUUAUUUUUAUUAAAAAGAUCGUAUUGGAAUUGA
Molecule: messenger RNA, 1791 nt
Organism: Culex pipiens pallens (northern house mosquito)
Lineage: Eukaryota; Metazoa; Arthropoda; Insecta; Diptera; Culicidae
Product: alpha-tocopherol transfer protein
Exons: 5
Coding region: 387-1328 (313 amino acids)
Cellular component (GO): membrane
Molecular function (GO): phosphatidylinositol bisphosphate binding
Source: RefSeq, a predicted model, not a curated record